Nothobranchius furzeri (turquoise killifish) is the source of this 1654-nucleotide messenger RNA. RefSeq names its product integrin beta-1-B. The record is from RefSeq and is a predicted model, not a curated record. Gene Ontology annotation, cellular component: cell surface; focal adhesion; integrin complex. Lineage: Eukaryota; Metazoa; Chordata; Actinopteri; Cyprinodontiformes; Nothobranchiidae. Gene Ontology annotation, molecular function: integrin binding. Gene Ontology annotation, biological process: cell-matrix adhesion; integrin-mediated signaling pathway; cell adhesion mediated by integrin.
GCAGGAAACGGGCAGACCAAUCAGAAUCAGCUCCUGCAUCCUGGGUCUGUAGGUGAUAUAAGGCAGCUGUAGUGAGACGCUGCAGAUGCGGAUCUCACCACACAAAUCAAACAUCAGAGGCUGUCGAUGCAACAGCUAAGGAGUGUCGUCUGACUGCAGGAUGGCGGUGGAGCUGCUCGGCCUGCUGCUUCUGCUCGCUCUCAGCCAGGCAGAAAAAGACACGUGUUUAAAAUCUGCUGCCAGUUGCGACGAGUGCAUCCAGUCAGACUCUGCGUGUGCCUGGUGCACCUCCCCUCAUGCUCAGGUUCGAUGUUCAACUGCGGCCGGGCUGCAGAGUGCAGGCUGUCAUCAGAGAUUCAUUUAUAACCCUAAAGGCAGCACACAAGUGGUCAGAAAUGACACCAGGAGUGGUGCAGCAGAUUCCAGAACUUUCUUCCUGCAGCCCCAGGAGGUCUCCCUCCAUCUGAGGCCAGGAGUAAGACAGUCUUUCCCUCUCACCGUUUCCAUGCCAACAGACCAGUCGUAUCUACCCAUGGACCUUAGCGACGUGCCAGCUGGGGUCAACAUCACAUUCAGACGCGAUACAAAAGGAAACCUCCACCUCUUACAGGUGACUGUGGAAGCUGCAGAGUGUCCCAGUAACGGGACUGGACCCUGGUCCAUUCUUCUCACACCCCGACACGUUUCCCUCAGUGUGAAGUUAGAAAUAACACUCGUGUGUCGGUGUAACUGCACAGGAGGCCGGGAGGAGAACAGCCCUGGCUGCAGCGGCCGCGGGGCUCUCAUCUGUGGCCAGUGUGAGUGCCCCGAGCCUUACGUUGGACAACAAUGCCAGACAAACAGCGACCCUCCUUCAUCGUGGGAUGAAAUCCUGUGUCGCUCACACUCAACUGCACCGGUGUGCAGCGGCAGGGGCAGCUGUGUGGAGGGCAUGUGUGAAUGUAACAGGAGGGGAAAUCCAACAGAAGUCUACAGCGGGCGAUACUGUGAGUGCAGCAACUUUGAGUGUUCGUACCACAACGACAGGCUGUGCGGAGGGAAGGGGAGGUGUGAAUGUGGACGGUGCGCGUGUUCUCCCGACUGGAUUGGCGAGGCCUGCAGUUGCUCCACGGACACAACUUCCUGUGCGGCAGCAGCAAACCCGAUGCUGUGUAACGGCAAAGGCUUGUGUGUGUGCGGCAAGUGUGAAUGCGAGCCACCAUACAGCGGCCCCACCUGUGAGGACUGUCCCGUUUGCUGACGGGAGCUAACACAAACCGGUGAGAACAGAUGUUUACCUCCCAACAUCUGUGCAGCUUAGGAACAUUCGCUGACGCAUCGACGUUUCUUUGUGCUCUGGUAACUUCUGCAACGUGCACGGGGCAGGAAGACAUUUCAACUCCCCCGGCAGGUGAACGUCUCAUCUGUACUUCUUACCAUUUCUGCUGUUCUGCUCGUUUUAAUAUUGGUGUGGGACACUUCUUCACUUCUACGCUAAAGCUCUGCUGUACGACUUCCCUGCUGUGGAAACAGUGGAAGCUAAAGAAGAUCUUCCAAUAAACACAUAAAAAUGGUAAAACAUGCAGUCAGGAUCAUUCGUGGUUUUAUUUUCUUUCCCACCAUCUCCUGUCACCAUCAAAUAUCACAAUAAAUCCAAAGCCUUCCUAAAACUGAA